UCUCUCGCGCCGACGUCGACGUUGCUUCGCUGGUGAAUGGGGUUGGAGAGGAGGGUGAAGGUGGCGGAUGUGGCGCUGCGGUGCGUGGUGUGCGGGCUGGCGGCGCUGGCGGCGGCGCUGGUGGGCACCGCCAGCCAGACGAGGACGUUCUUCUCGCUGGAGAAGAAGGCGAGGUUCACGGACAUGAGGGCACUCGUCUUCUUGGUGGGGGCGCACGCCGCCGCCGCCGGGUACAGCGUGCUGCAGCUGGCGCGGUGCGCGGCCAUGUCGGCCAGGGGCCGGGGCGGCGGCGGCGGCAGGGCGGCGGUGGCGUGGUCCGUGUUCACGUGCGACCAGGCCGUGGCGUACGCGCUGAUGGCGGCGACGGCAGCGGCACUGCAGUCGUCGGUGCUCGGGAAGCGCGGCCAGCCGCAGCUGCAGUGGAUGCCCAUUUGCGGCCUCUACGGCGCCUUCUGCCGCCGCGUCGGGGAGGGCCUCGCCAGCGCCGUCGCCGCGGGCCUCGCCUCCGUGCUCCUCGCCGCCGUCUCGGCGUUCAACCUGUUCCGCCUCUACGGCGGCAAGGGCAGCAGCAGCACCGCCUCCACCGCCGGCAAUGGCGCCGCCGCGACGUGGUAGGCAUACAGCUAGCUCGAACCGAUCGUUGGUGUAAACCUCAUCUUGCCGUCGUCGUUGCACCUUUCUUUUUCGUAGCAUCAAAAUCAAGCGAAAAUGGCUCGAUUAAUUAAUAAUAUUUGUCAAUACUGUAAUAUAUCAGUAGUAUCGUUGGCGAUGAUGAUAAUUGAGUGGUGUUAAUUGUCAAAUAAAAAAGAGGAUAAACCGCGUACCAAAUGCGGAUUAAAGAGAGGUUAAGGUUGGUGUCGGCAUCAACA
Messenger RNA from Oryza brachyantha (malo sina), 869 nucleotides. Its product is annotated as CASP-like protein 2B1. The transcript has a single exon. Lineage: Eukaryota; Viridiplantae; Streptophyta; Magnoliopsida; Poales; Poaceae. The coding region runs from base 37 to 615 and encodes 192 amino acids. The record is from RefSeq and is a predicted model, not a curated record.